AUGUAUACAGUAAUGUAUAUCCCAGCUCCCCUGUACUCCAUUAUAGUGAUAUGACAUGUAUACAGUAAUUACUUACUCCUUGAGUCCCCGUGGCGGUGGAGAGGGUGUCUCCUCUCAGCGGAGGAGAGCGGACCUCUCCUGCUCCUGUCCCCUCAGCGGCAGUGCCGAAGAAGCCGGAAACUGGAACUGUGCUUCACAAUGAGGCUUGGAGCACAGCCGCUCCAUCAUCUGUGCUCGCCGCUCGAGAAUUUCUCCUCGCAUUUGGCAAGCGGCUUUUUCAAGCCCUGCCCUA
This is a messenger RNA of Staurois parvus, 292 nucleotides long. NCBI's taxonomy places the organism in Eukaryota, Metazoa, Chordata, Amphibia, Anura, Ranidae. The record is from the annotation of a GenBank genome assembly.